Molecule: messenger RNA, 2293 nt
Organism: Lotus japonicus
Lineage: Eukaryota; Viridiplantae; Streptophyta; Magnoliopsida; Fabales; Fabaceae
Product: polygalacturonase 1 beta-like protein 3
Exons: 2
Coding region: 99-2024 (641 amino acids)
Source: RefSeq, a predicted model, not a curated record
AUUCUCAUUUCUUAACACUAGCUCUAUCUUCCUUUUCUCCCUUCUCUCACACUCCUCAUGAACAAGAAGGAUUAAAUAAAAAAUAAAAAUAAAAACAAAUGAAAGUGGAAUUAAAUAUGCACAAUAAUAACACGCACAAACAAGUAAUGAUCAUCACUCACAGGAGCAGCCUCUUUCUCCUUAUCCUUCUUCUCUCCACAUUCUGUGUUGGUUUUGCUGUUGAAGAUGGAGAAGCAGAAGCGCAGAAGCAAAACCCGUUCACACCAAAAGCAUUCGUGAUCCGCUACUGGGACAGAGCGAUCUCCAACAAAUUGCCAAAGUCAUCCUUCCUCCUCUCCAAGGCGUCACCACUGACCGCCUCCGACGCCGCCACCUACGCCACCCUCGCCGCCGCCAACACACUUUCCACUCGCCUCCCGGAGUUCUGUUCCGCCGCGCACCUCCUCUGCUUCCCGGAGGUGUCCCCCAGCCUCGACAACCACCCAAAGGACUCCGCCUUCUCCGUCUACAACGACGGCCAGAACUUCACAAACUACGGCACCGACCGACCCGACGGCCUCGACUCCUUCAAGAACUACUCCAACGGUUUCUUCAAUACUCCCGUCAACGACUUCCGCCGCUACAGCCGUGACUCCGCCGGCCACAAUGAAACCUUCACCAGCUACGGCGACGGCAACAACGUCGUCGACCAGAGCUUCCACACUUACGGCACCAACACCGCCGGCGGCGCCGGCGACUUCAAAUCAUACGGCGCCAACUCCAACGUCCCCAACCUCGGAUUCACCACCUACUCCACCGACGGAGUCGGCAGGGAGCAAAAAUUCUCCCAAUACAGCGAAAACGGUAACGCCGGCGACCAGAGUUUUACCAGCUACGGCAAAGAAUCGCUCGGCGCCGCCAACGACUUCUCCGGCUACGGCACAAACUCCAACGUCGCCAGUUCCGGAUUCUCAAACUACGCUGAGAAAGGCACCAGCGCCAAGGACACGUUCACGAACUACGGCGUGAACAUGAACAACCCCACCGAGACGUUCAAGAACUACGCCAAGGACAGCGUCUUCGCAGCCGAGAAAUUCUCAAACUACCGUGACCAGGCGAACGUCGGCGCCGACUCGUUCCAGUCAUACGCCGAGGGCGCACGAGGCGGCGAUCCGGUGGAAUUCAAGAAUUAUGGGAAGUCAUUCAAUGAAGGAACCGACACUUUCAAAGGAUACGCCAAAGGAGCAGACAUUGAUCAGAAGGUUAACUUCAAGGGCUAUGGUGUCAAUAACACCUUCAAAGAUUACUCCAAACAUGGCAUUUCCUUUGCUGGUUAUACCAAACGCUCAUCCAAACAGAGCCUUACUGGAAAUUUGGCAAAGAAAUGGGUUGAACCUGGGAAGUUCUUUCGUGAGAGGAUGCUGAAAUCAGGGACGGUUAUUCCCAUGCCUGAUGUAACUGACAAAAUGCCCAAAAGGUCGUUUUUGCCUCGUUCCAUUUUGACCAAAUUGCCCUUUAAAUCUUCGGAUCUGAAACGCGUGUUCAGGAUCUCUGAUAAUUCUUCCAUGGAUAAAAUGAUUGUUGAUUCGGUCGGUGAGUGCGGGAGGGCACCGAGCGCGGGUGAGACCAAACGUUGCGUGGGCUCGAUUGAGGACAUGAUUGACUUUGCCGCUUCAGUUUUGGGCCGCAACGUGACAGUUCGGGCAACCGAGAAUGUUAAUGGGUCGGGGAAGACCGUGAUGGUGGGUCGGGUUUAUGGGGUGAAUGGUGGGAAAGUAACCAAGUCGAUGUCGUGUCACCAGAGCUUGUUUCCUUAUUUGCUUUACUACUGCCACUCGGUUCCUAAGGUUCGGGUCUAUGAAGCAGAUCUUUUAAACCCGGUUACAAAGGCUAAGAUUAACCACGGAGUUGCCAUCUGUCACUUGGACACCACUGCUUGGAGCCCCACUCAUGGUGCGUUCAUGGCUCUUGGGUCCGGUCCAGGUCGGAUUGAAGUGUGUCACUGGAUCUUUGAGAAUGACAUGACCUGGACAACUGCUGAUUGAGAAAGCCUAACAAGCUAAUUAAGCAGGGUCAGAAAUAAAUGGUGUUGUUGUUGUUGCAAUUAUCUACUAAGUGGGAGCUUCUCUGAAGUGUGAAUUAUCCAGCUUCCUUGCGAAUGAAAUAAUUAAUAUAUUGGAAGCCAAAUAAAUCAAGUGUCUAUUUAUUUGCACUUUGUUUGUUAUCUUGUGAGAAGAAAAAUUCGAUAACUUUGUGAAUCAAAAAAAAUAUUUGGUUGCAGUGGAAUUAAGAAGGAGGAUUGAAUUAUUGUUAA